Messenger RNA from Temnothorax curvispinosus, 2980 nucleotides. Its product is annotated as ATP-dependent DNA helicase DDX11. NCBI's taxonomy places the organism in Eukaryota, Metazoa, Arthropoda, Insecta, Hymenoptera, Formicidae. Gene Ontology annotation, cellular component: nucleus. The transcript is spliced from 8 exons. Bases 284 to 2866 code for a protein of 860 amino acids. Gene Ontology annotation, molecular function: DNA binding; hydrolase activity, acting on acid anhydrides, in phosphorus-containing anhydrides; ATP binding. The record is from RefSeq and is a predicted model, not a curated record. Gene Ontology annotation, biological process: nucleobase-containing compound metabolic process; establishment of sister chromatid cohesion.
UACGUUUUACCGUUAUAUACGUGUAAUGCUAAUUGCGUUUAGUUGUAAACACGCAAUUCCAAUUUGUUGAAGAUCAUUUGUUGAUGAUCUCCGAAGACAAUCAACGAACCAGCUGAUCAAUGAAGACCACGAUCUGGGUGAGAUAUGUACAACAAAAAUAAAUCGUCAAUUCUUUACGUUUCAGGAAAAGCUUCGCUUAAGGGGAGAGAUGCAGUAGAAACUCCUAGAGAUACAAACGCUUUUACGAUCUCCUGAGUAGCAGGUUUCAAGGGGGAACACAGAAAUGGAACCCCCGCAGGAAUUUCCAUUUCCCUUCCCGGCGUACGAAAUUCAGAAGCGAUUUAUGAGAGAGCUCUACGGUUGCUUGGAAAGCGGCAAGCUGGGUCUCUUCGAAAGCCCGACUGGGACUGGGAAGUCGUUGUCCCUCAUUUGCAGUUCGCUCAGAUGGCUGGUCGAUCACGAGGGUCGAAGGAAACAGGAGUUAACUUCGACGAUCGCGGAGAUAGACAGCAAAAUCAAGAGCUGCGAGAAGCCGUCGGAUAAUUGGUUUACGGUGCAGACGGAGCAGAUAGAGCUUAAUGCUAAGAAACAGCCGUUGCAGGCCAAGCUAAAUGCGCUCCUCGAGCACGAAGGCGAGAGGGAGAAACUUAAGAAAAUGGUUGAAUCAAAAAAGGCCGCGCGAACGAAAACAACUGGAAAAAUAAGGCAGCAACCCACGAAAAAAGCUCUGGAGUCGGAUAAGACUGAGGAAGCGAACUCUGAUAUCUGUGACGUUGAGAAGGAUCUUAUCUUGGAGGAUGGCUUGUCGAAUUCGGAAAGUUCUGAGGAGGAAGAUACGAACGAACCGUUAUUUCAGAACACCAAGAUUUUCUUCUGCUCCAGAACACAUUCACAGUUGACGCAGUUUGUCCAUGAAUUGAAGAGGUCUCCCUACUCUCAAGACGUUUCUGUAGUACCGGUCUCGUCGAGACAAAAUUACUGCAUCAACAAAAAUGUCAAGAGAUUGAAGCAUAUCAAUCUGAUUAACGAAGCCUGUCUUCAGUUGCAAAGAAAAAAGACUACCGUUAAGAAGGAAAAGGACUUAAAGAGAUCAAAAGUCGCAAGCGGUUGCCCCUUCAUCCCGGGUGAUCAGAAACUGCUAAUGGCUGAGGUUCUAACAAACAUUCAAGAUGUCGAGGAGAUAACGCAAAGAGGACAGGAAAGUAACACUUGUCCAUAUUACGGCUCGAGAAAAUCUCUGCAGAAUGGACAGUUGAUAUUGGUGCCCUACAACUCAAUUCUUCAUAAGAACACCAGAACCAGUUUAGGAAUAGACUUAAAGGGAAAUGUAUUAAUAAUAGACGAAGCUCACAAUUUACUGGAUGCCAUCGAAGGAAUGCACAGUUCUGUAAUUACCGGGAGAAAUUUGCUCCACUGUUACAGUCAGCUGUCGCAAUAUCAAAAAAGAUUUGAGUCUUUGUUCUCUGCUAGAAGCGUGAUGUAUCUAGGCCAGCUAAGUUUUUGCUUGAAGAAGCUUCUAACUCUCUUUGGAGCAACAACGAAGUCUCAUCCCGGUGACGAGAUCAACAAAACAAUAACACCGAGAUUAUACAAAAUAGAAGAGUUCGAAGUGCUUACGGAGAUUGAUACAGUAAACGUAUUCAAACUACUGGAAUUUGUUAAAGCUUCAAAACUCAUUCAUAAGUUACAAGGAUUUGUCGAGCAGUACGGCAAUAGCAUAAAGAUCAAUGAACAAAGGAUAAAGAAAUCUGGCGUAACAGAAUUUUUAAACUCGAUUAAAAGCAAUGAUGUACCUUCUCAAGAAACUGUUAGCGUUACGGACGCGCCAAGUAACAACGAAGAACAGACGAGCAAUCCAUUAAUGGCAAUCUUAAGCUUCUUGGAGUGCUUAAAGAGCAGCUGCGCGGACGGCAGAAUAUGUGUUUUACCUAGCACUACUGUUGGACAAGGAAUUAUAAAAUUUCUAUUGUUAAACCCAGCAGCACAUUUUCAUGAUAUCGUGAGAGAUGCCAGAUCUGUGGUAUUAGCCGGUGGCACAAUGGAACCAAUGUCUGAAUUCAUAGAUCAGUUGUUCUUAAUGGCAGGUGCUACACCAGACAGAAUUAUGACAUUUUCAUGCGAUCAUGUGAUUCCUAAGGGAAAUAUUAUAUCCAACGUCGUAAUGCGCGGUCCAACUGGAGUUGAAUUUGAAUUUAAUUUUCAUAAUCGACAAGAUACAAGAUUGCUGGAUGAAUUAGGUAGAGCACUAUUAAAUUUAUGUAAUGUUGUACCAGCUGGAAUAGUAGUAUUCUUCCCAUCUUACAACUAUGAAGAUACAGUAUUUAAGCAUUUAGAUAAAUCCGGUAUUAUAUCCAAAAUUUCUGCAAAGAAACGUAUCUAUCGUGAACCUAAAUUAGCAUCGCAGGUUAAUGUAAUAUUAGAUCAAUAUGCACAUUCUAUCAAGAAUCCACAAUCCCCGUGUAAUGGAGCGUUGCUGUUCAGCGUAGUGGGUGGUAAAUUAAGCGAAGGUUUAAAUUUCUCUGACGACUUGGGCCGAUGUGUUAUAGUCGUUGGCUUGCCCUAUCCCAAUAUUAAGUCACCAGAAUUACAAGAGAAAAUGAAAUAUUUAAACGAGCAUGUCAAACCGGACGCCGGAAGUAGCUUUUACGAAAAUUCUUGCAUGAAGGCAGUGAAUCAGUGUAUUGGCCGAUCCGUUCGUCACAUCAAUGAUUAUUCGACGGUUGUGUUAUUGGAUAAACGUUACUGUCAUAAAGUCAAAGUACUACCUCAAUGGAUUCAACGCUCUGUGACGAUCAACGAUUCAUUUGGAUCUGUAGUUGGUAACAUCGCAAAAUUUUUCGCAGCGAAAAGAAUCAAGAAAACUUAAUCUGUGAUAAAAACAGUGACUCGUCGGUAGAUUAAUUAGAAAUGUAAUAUUACAAAAUUAAUAACAGUCGUUAAAUAAUAAUAUCUGUAAUAGUUUUUCUACUUUUAGACUGAU